GUUUGGAGAGCGUGUUGAGUUUAAUCAAUUCAGAACGUCGAGAUGGAGCCCAACUCACCGAAGUGGGUAGGCUCUUCUUGCGGUUUACACGGACCAUAUAUAUUCUACAAGGCGUUUAAAUUUCACCGGGACAGUAAACCAAGAAUUCUGUCCCUCGGAGACUUUUUCUUCGUGAGAUGUAAGCCUGGGGAUCCGAUUUGCAUAGCGGAGCUACAGCUGUUAUGGGAGGAAAGGACUACUAAGCAACUUUUAUCAAGCUCAAAACUUUAUUUCUUACCCGAAGAUACUCCCUCGGGAAGGACAGUUAGCCAUGGAGAGCAUGAGGUCAUUGCUGUGUCAGAGAAGGUGAUUGUUCGGUUGGAGGACCUGGUGAAGUGGACAGUCCCAGAGUUUUCGGAAUGGUCUCACGGGCUGCGGGCAGCGCCUCUGAAGCCCUCUGUCCUGAGGGAGCUGGGCACCAACGGACACAGAGAGGCCCUCCACAGAUACAGGGAGAGCACCUUCAACAGCGGCCUCAACUUCAGAGACAUCCAAAGGGAGAGGUCUCAACUGGGCCAGGAUGAUGACGGCAAGAAAGUGCUGGUGAUGAGCUACCCCCAGUACUGUCGUUACCGCUCGGUCCUGGCCCGGCUCAGAGAGCAGCCGUCUGCCCUGCUGACGGACCACACCGUGCUGGCUUUGGGCGGCAUCGCCUCCCAACACGACACCACACGCAUCCUCUACUGCAGGGACACCUUCGAACACCCCACCCUGCUGCAGAAUGAGAGUGUCUGCGAAGAGUUCGCCCCUAACCUGAAGGGUCGGCCACGGAAGAAGAAACUGUCAGUGUCCCAGCGAAGGGACUCCCAGGGCCACAGUCAGGGGCCUCAGGGACCCCAAGAACCCAGCACCCCAGAGAACAAGUCUCACACCAAGAUAAAACCUAACUGCAAGUUGACGGUUCCCACCAGAGGCACAAUGGCCAAACCCAGGAUCUGUAAACAGGCAUCUGUGGAGGAGAAGGUGGAGAGGGAGAAGAAGGAGGAGAAAGAAGAGGACGAAGAAUCAUCAAAGGAGAGUCGUGCAGACGAGCAGGCCUUCCUAGUAGCCCUAUACAAGUACAUGAAAGACAGGGACACACCUAUCGAUAGGAUCCCCUUCCUGGGAUUUAAGCAGAUUAACCUUUGGACUAUGUUUCAAGCUGCUCAGAAACUCGGAGGAUAUGAGUUGAUCACAGUUCGCAGACAGUGGAAAAAUGUAUAUGAUGAGCUGGGUGGAAACCCAGGGAGCACAAGUGCCGCCACAUGCACACGAAGACACUACGAGAGGCUCCUCCUACCCUAUGAGAGGUACACCAAAGGAGAGAAGGACAAACCCCUCCCCUCAGCCAAACCCAAAAAACAGGAGCAUGAGGCCCAAGAGGGGGGUGCCAAACCCAAAGGGGUCACAGCGAAACGACCUAAAGGUGGACUAAACCAGAGACAGGUGGCCAGGAAGGAGAGAGAGAGCGACGACGCAGCAAAAAGCCAGGAGCUCUCACAGGUAUCUGAGGAGAAAGAGGAGAACCAGGAGCCUGCAGUGAUGAAGCAGGAUCCUCUUUCCAGAAAUGAGCCUGAAGAAGAGUUACAACACACCCUGAAGAAAGAGGAGACAUUGAGCCAGGAGGAAGUGUCCUGCCUGAAUCCCCCCAACACAGACUGCCACCGAGCCACACCUGUGCUCCACAGUGAUCUGUGUCCACAGCCCGAGUGGAGACAUCCCAGCCAGCCACAAUCAGACACAUUCAACCUUGAGCAAAGGGACCAAGCCGAUGGAACCCUCUCUAAGACCCCAUAUCCACACAACUGGGACAACCAGAACAGUAAGCCUAGGUAUAGCAGUCUAGCUGACCCAAGCACACCUGACACGCCGGUAGCUAAAGACACAGACAGUCACAGUUAUGGACAUGGUGGGAGGGUGGGUAAGGUGUUGCCCAUGUGUAAGCAGAGCCCACCCCCACUGCAGCUAUACUCUACAGAGCCACUCACAGACAAACAGGACUCCCCCAGUAAAAACAAAGAGAUAAAUCAGUGUCACGUGUACACGCCAACAGCAUACUCCAAGGACAACCUGGGGGUCAUGUCCCCACUAGCCAAGAAGAAGCUCCUCUCCCAAGUCUGUGAGACAAGUCAUUACUCAUUCAGUUCCCCUCAUCUUCCUACUCCCACUCCAUCAGUCAGUGGGGGUGAUGUAAGCGACAGCUGCGUAGAGGAGGUAGUGAAACUGAGGCAUGGCUCCAUCCCGGACAGCCCAGAGAUGGCUCCUGUCUUCAGGCCUUCUGUCAUCCAGCAUGCCCAAAGCGUCAAACCCCAGCAAGAGAGGAGUCCUCUGGGGGAUCUGUCUGAGCCUUUCACUUGCAGAGUGAGCCACUUCCAGCCCCGGCUCAACCCACCCUGGCACCCCUACCUCCACAGGACUGAGCACCAGGAUGGAGUGGAGAAUGCAGGAGAGACACGGAUGCAGCAGCAUCCCAGUCAGGCACCACCAGGCUUUGCAGGCGACUGCUACUCCUCCCCUCACCUACACAACCUCUACCGGCAGACAGAGAACUGUCUGAGCCAAGAGCGAAUGGCCAAUUAUCCCAACAGAGACAAACAGGGACAUUUUAUUGUGGAAUGUCAGAGCAGCGAGGGCUUCAGCUUAAACAAUCCUGACAGAGAAGGGUUGGCUUACAGAGCUCCCCACUUCUCCGAGAGGACACAAACACAUGGGGAUAGACCAUUGGACGAGGAACCCCGAGAUUUCAGUAUUUCCAAGCCUGUCACUCAAAGAAUGUCUUUCACAAAGCCCUCUUUCUGUGGCCUCCCAUAUCCCAUGAUGCAUCAGAGUUUAGACUAUCACCCCAAAGCAUGCAGAGUCCUCCCCAUGACUAUAUCUACCCCCAAACAAAGCCCAGACCCCCCUCAGCCCUUCUUCAACCCUAAAAGCCACGCUGAGACUGUCAGUGCCUCCAGGCCCAGUAAGAGAAGCCUGGGGGAACUAGAGAACGAGGGGGUGCCAGACCGCAAGGUGCGAGUGGUGACGCCCAUGCACCCCGCCGGCUCUGUCCGCAGGGGCGACCCACAGGGGGAGGAGCUCAAACCAGCUGAACCGGCGCACGCCAUCCAUCUCCACAUUCCUGAGGGCCACACCUACCCUCCCCACACACCCUUCUACUCAGGGAUGUACCCCGGGAUGCAGGAUGCCCUCCAUCACAACCUCCAGUACCUGAAGAGCCAGACAGCUGUGUCCCCCCUGGUCCCUCCACUAGCCUUCCACUCCAUGAUGCUACAGAGGCAGCUGAUGGCCUCACAGCCCAGCCCUCAUCACUUCUACAGGCACCCUGGGGGGGCGGCCCUGUACGGGGACCUCCUGCACCACCUGUACCCCCUGUCCACCCUUACCCACCCACAGCUGUCCUCCAUGCACCCCAGCACCAGACUCUAACAGACAAACCCACAUGGAGCUUAACUGUUUACCUGGGACAGUGGAUCUAGUGUUCUAUUAUUCAGUAAGCAUGACAACACUGGUUAACUGUAGCUGGUGGAUUUAGUCAGGCACACAGUUACAUUUUUUUGUAUUUUUUGUUUGUUUUUGCACUGUGCUGUAUCAUCACUUAAGUUACCUUGUCUCAAUUUGCACUCUGUAGUGUUUGUGUUCACCAACCAGGUCCUUUCUCUCGCUCAACAGUCAGGUUCUUACUAUCUUUAAGUGUGGAGGGACAGGAGACAGAGAAAAGCCAUUGGCAUGCAUGUCAGGGGAUAAUCGGAUUUGCUGGGUCUCCAAAGGGAUGGACUUCAUCACUGCAAUGCAACAACCUCAUCCUCCAAAUGUGUUCUGGGGAUUUUAUCAGGUUGAAACACUAAAAAAAAACAUGAGGGGCCUAUCUAAAAUAGACUCUUUACGAAAAGUUUGCCAUUGGAAAAGUUAAUGCAGCUGUUAAGCAUUAGGCUACUCCACCUUCAAUCAAGUUUUUAAUAUCUUUUUAGAGCUCUCUAGUGUGGUGCUUUGGCCUGUUUCUGUUCAUGUAUAAGUCAACUACACCUGUAUUCUUAGGAAUUACUGUGUUAAACCACGGUGCUGUACAAAACCACAAGGCCCUGAGGUAUUGUAUGUACAGUACCAGUCAAAAAUGUGGAUACAACUACUCAUUCCAGGGUUUUUCUUUAUUUUUACUAUUUUCUACAUUGUAGAAUAAUAGUGAAGAUAUCAAAACUGUGAAAUAACACAUAUGUAAUCAUGUCGUAACCAAAAAAAGUGUUAAACUAAUCAAAAUAUGUUUUUUUUAGAUUCUUCAAAGUAGCCACCCUUUGCCUUGAUGACAGCUUUGCACACUCUUGGCAUUCUCUCAACCAGCUUCAAGAGGUAGUCACAUGGAAUGCAUUUCAAAUAACAGGUGUGCCUUGUUAAAAGUUAAAUAGUGGAGUUUGAGCCAAUCAGUUGUGUUGUGACAACGUACAGGAGGUAUAAGACCAAGUCCAUAUUAUGGCAGGAACAGCUCAAAUAAGCAAAGAGAAACGACAGUCCAUCAUUUCUAAGUAGUCUAUCUGGAAAAUGUCAAGAACUUUCUUUAAAUUUCAAGAAAGUUUCUUCAAGUGCAGUCGCAAAAACCAUCAAGCACUAUGAUGAAACUGGCUCUCAUGAGGACUGCCUCAGGAAAGGAUGACCAAGAGUUCAUUAGAGUUAACUGCACCUCAAAUUAAUGCUUCACAGAGUUUAAGUAACAGACACAUCUCAACAUCAACUGUUCAGAGGAGACUGUGUGAAUCAGGCCUUCAUGGUCGAAUUGCUGCAAGAAACCACUACUAAAGGACACAAAUAAGAAAAGAGACUUAUUUGGGCCAAAAAACACAAGCAAUGGAGAUUAGACCAGUGGAAAUCUGUCCUUUGGUCUGAUGAGUCCAAAUUUGACAUUUUUGGUUCCAACCAAUGUAUCUUUGUGAGACGCAGAGUAGGUGAACGGAUGAUCUCUGCAUGUGUAGUUCCCACCGCAAAGCAUGGAGGAGGAGGUGUGAUGGUGCUUUUCUGGUGACACUGUCAAGGCACACUUAACCAGCAUGGCUACCACAGCAUUCUGCAGCGAUACUCCAUCCCAUCUGGUUUGCGCUUAGUGGGACUAUCAUUUUGUUUUUCAACAGGACAAUGACCCAACACACCUCCAGGCUGUGUAAGAGCUGUUUGACCAAGGAGAGUGAUAGAAUGCUGCAUCAGAUGACCUGGUCUCCACAAUCACCUAACCUCAACCCAAUUGAGAUGGUUUGGGAUGAGUUGGACCGCAUAGCGAAGGAAAAGCAUCCAACAAGUGCUCAGCACUUGACUGUUGAAAGACUGUUGAAAAAUCAUUCCAGGUGAAGCUGGUUGAGAGAAUGACAGGAGUGUGCAAAGCCGUCAUCAAGGCAAAGGGUGGCUACUUUGAAGAAUCAAAAAAAUAUAUAUAUUUGUUUUAACACUUUGUUUGGUUACUACAUGAUUAUAUAUGUGUUAUUUGCAUAGUUUUGAUAUCUUCACUAUUAUUCUACAAUGUAGAAAAUAGUAAAAAAAAAUCAAGAAAAACCCUUGAAUGAGUAGGUGUGUCCAAACUUUUGACUGGUACUGUAGAUAAAAGCUCAUUUUCAUCAGAACACCCAAGCUGUGAAGAAACCACAUUUGACGUUUUUCAUCCGUUUUUUAAGGCGAGUCGUAUCGCUUGUCAGGAACAUUCUCUCAAAAUGUUUUGUUGACCCCUGAGAGAUGGGAAGGUGACCCAGAUACAUUAAUAUAUUGAACAGAAAGUAUUUGUACUACGCUUAACAUUUGAGUCACUGAUGCUGCCUACUGUGACAUCUGACAGCACUUAUCUUGACACAUUGUAGCUCUGAAAAAUCACUUAUUCUUGUAUGGCUGUUUACUCAGCCUCCUUCGUUCAACAGCAUACUGUAUGAUAAAUAAAAUGUGUCUUGUAGAUUAUUGCUUUGUGAAUAUGUGCCUUUCUUAAUCUUUGAUUACUGGUUGCAGCACUACAGUUAUAAGGUUCCCAUUCCAUCAUCACAUUGCAGUGCAAACUCAUUGGACUGUAAAUGUAUAGUAUCAUAGUUAAUGUUUAGCAAAAGGCAUAGUUAAGCACUGGUGUAGAGAGUGGCUACUAGAAUAGAUUUAUGUGCCACAGCCAGGCUCAGUGAUCAAAAGGAACCCUGUAGUGCCUCAGGACUAAUAGCACCUGGUCUGGGUUUACAACCAUCAGAACUGUUUUAAUGGGUAUUUGGGACAUAUGAAAUAUAGGUAACACAUAGCCAUUUAAUUUUGUCUUGAAGCCAAUCAGAAGAGAUUUAGCAGACACUUAAGAUAAACAUUAAUUUACAAUUACAUGUUCUGAAUGUCAUGUUUGCUUCAGCAACUUUAGUAACUACUGUUUAGGCUCCUUAACAUUCAAAACUUUUCUCUGGCAUAUUUCUCUGUCUGACAUCUUCUGUAAAUAAUAAUGUAAAUACUGUUGACUUCUGAUAGUCUUAUCAUGUGUUAUAUGUUGUUAUAAUCUGUAAAUAGUAUAAAUGCAUAAAGCUGCUUACACAAUCUAGAUGUGUCAAAGGUCACCUUACUAUAUUAGAUCUGAACACUAUUUGUAGGACACUUUUUAUUUGCUUGUUUUCCCACAUUGUUUCCAUACUGUUCAUCUUUAACGUGUUUUUGAUACGAUGUGCCAUCUGUUUACCAAUCAUUUAGCUGGCAAACAAGAAGAAAAACAUUUUGUAUUAUAUGAUCCUCUGUAUAUUUAAUUAAAAUAUUUUACUAUCAA
Messenger RNA from Oncorhynchus keta (chum salmon), 6769 nucleotides. Its product is annotated as AT-rich interactive domain-containing protein 5B-like. Gene Ontology annotation, molecular function: transcription cis-regulatory region binding. The record is from RefSeq and is a predicted model, not a curated record. Gene Ontology annotation, biological process: regulation of transcription by RNA polymerase II. The coding region runs from base 43 to 3444 and encodes 1133 amino acids. The transcript has 10 exons. Gene Ontology annotation, cellular component: nucleus. Lineage: Eukaryota; Metazoa; Chordata; Actinopteri; Salmoniformes; Salmonidae.